Rosa chinensis is the source of this 882-nucleotide messenger RNA. Its product is annotated as ubiquitin-conjugating enzyme E2 35. Gene Ontology annotation, cellular component: nucleus. Gene Ontology annotation, biological process: protein K63-linked ubiquitination; DNA damage tolerance. Gene Ontology annotation, molecular function: ubiquitin conjugating enzyme activity. The coding region runs from base 98 to 559 and encodes 153 amino acids. The record is from RefSeq and is a predicted model, not a curated record. NCBI's taxonomy places the organism in Eukaryota, Viridiplantae, Streptophyta, Magnoliopsida, Rosales, Rosaceae. The transcript is spliced from 8 exons.
AGUCAUAAUGAGAGAAAGUAAACAACAAAGGAAAGAAAAGAAACGCACUCUCUCUCUCUGAAAAACCCUCAUUGCGUAGUCUGCAAUCGACCUUGGAAUGGCGAACAGUAACCUUCCCCGGAGGAUCAUCAAGGAAACUCAGCGUCUCCUCAGUGAACCUGCUCCGGGAAUUAGUGCUUCGCCAUCGGAAGACAAUAUGCGGUAUUUCAAUGUGAUGAUCCUUGGCCCGACUCAAUCUCCGUAUGAAGGAGGAGUUUUCAAGUUGGAACUAUUUUUGCCUGAAGAAUAUCCUAUGGCUGCACCAAAGGUUCGGUUUCUCACUAAAAUUUAUCAUCCUAACAUUGACAAGCUGGGAAGGAUAUGCCUUGACAUUUUGAAAGACAAGUGGAGUCCUGCUCUACAGAUACGAACUGUUCUUCUCAGUAUUCAAGCACUUUUGAGUGCUCCAAAUCCCGAUGAUCCGCUCUCUGAGAACAUCGCUAAGCAUUGGAAAUCAAAUGAGGCGGAAGCUGUUGAAACAGCCAAGGAAUGGACCCGUUUAUAUGCAAGUGGUGUGUGAUGACAUGGUGGAAGUACCAGAAAUAACCUUAUUGCAAUGUAUGCUAUUCAAUGUCAUUGUUACAUGAAAUUUGGAAGAAUUGAUGUUUCAAAUAUUUUAAAAUUCUCAAGCAAUUACAGGCUGAUAAGUGUUCUCAUCUCAUAGUUCUGUUGGCUCUGAACCUGUAAGAUCAGCCAAGAUACUUUUAUCUCCCCGUCUCAAAAUGAUGACUCUGGGGACUAUUGUAGUCAUUCAAAAUAUGGUACCAAGUAAACAUUGUGAAUAAUUGUUGACUAAUUUCCUUUCCUCGACUCUUGAAUGUAAUUAUUUGAUUUGAAGAAACA